Penicillium verhagenii is the source of this 474-nucleotide messenger RNA. RefSeq names its product E2 SUMO-conjugating protein UBC9. Gene Ontology annotation, cellular component: nucleus. Gene Ontology annotation, molecular function: SUMO conjugating enzyme activity. Lineage: Eukaryota; Fungi; Ascomycota; Eurotiomycetes; Eurotiales; Aspergillaceae. Bases 1 to 474 code for a protein of 157 amino acids. The record is from RefSeq and is a predicted model, not a curated record. The transcript is spliced from 4 exons. Gene Ontology annotation, biological process: protein sumoylation.
AUGUCGCUUUGCCAGAAUCGUCUCCAAGAAGAGCGCAAACAAUGGCGUCGUGAUCACCCCUUUGGCUUCGUCGCGAAGCCUCAGCGGACAGCGCAGGGCACCUUGGACCUCAAGCAAUGGACAUGCGCCGUGCCCGGAAAGAAGGAUACGCUCUGGGAGGGCGGUGUUUACCACCUGACCGUGACUUUCCCCGAAGAAUACCCUACCAAGCCUCCCAAGUGCAAAUUCACUCCCCCGCUCUUCCACCCGAAUGUUUACCCCUCUGGCACAGUCUGCCUUUCCAUCUUGAACGAGGAAGAAGCCUGGCGUCCGGCCAUUACAAUCCGCCAGAUCUUGAUCGGUAUCCAGGAUCUGCUGAAUGACCCAAAUCCGGAGUCACCUGCCCAGGCCGAUGCCUACAACCUCUUCAAAAAAGACCGCCCUGCAUACGAACGACGAGUCCGUCAGGUGGUGAAGGAGAACCCGCCCAUGUAG